AUGAAGCCUCACGCAGUAGUGAUUCCAUACCCUGCACAAGGCCACAUAGCCCCAGUCCUAAAACUAGCCAAACUUCUGCAUCAUAAGGGAUUCUUCAUCACUUUUGUCAACACAGAAUUCAAUCACGACCGCCUCGUCCGAGCUCGCGGCGUCGAUGCCGUGGAAGGCAUCGAGGAUUUCCAGUUCAGGACCAUCCCGGACGGCCUGCCGCCGCCGUCGAACAGUGAUGCAACCCAAGAUAUUCCUGCACUUUCUGAGUCAAUUACAAAGAAUUGUUUGGGCCCAUUUUUGGAACUUAUCCAGAAUCUCAAUGAUUCAUCUGAAUGUCCAAAAGUUAGUUGUAUUGUUUCUGAUGGAGUCAUGAGUUUUACAUUAGACGCUGCUGAAAAACUCGGAAUUCCCGAGGUUGUGUUUUUCACUACAAGUGCUUGUGGAUUCAUGGGGUACCUUUACUAUGGUGAACUUGUGGCUAGAGGAUAUGUCCCUUUUAAAGAUGAAAGCUUCUUCACAAAUGGUUAUUUGGACACUGAGAUUGAUUGGAUUCCAGGGAUGAAAGGAAUCCGGCUAAGAGACUUUCCCUCAUUCAUUCGAACAACAGAUUCCAAUGAUAUCAUGUUAAACUACAACAUCGUUCAACAUAAAAAUGCAUCCAGGGCCAAGGCCAUAAUUCUCAAUACAUAUGAUGAAUUGGAAGUGGAAGUCCUCGAGGCAAUUCGAGCCAAAUUCAAUCUUGUUUACACCAUUGGUCCAAUCCAACUGCUCGAAAAAGAAAUUUACGAGCAACAAUUGAAAUCCAUUGGAUCCAAUCUGUGGAAGGAAGAUAUGGGUUGUUUAGAUUGGCUUGAUCAGAGGGAAAAUGAUUCAGUGCUUUACAUUAAUUUUGGUAGUAUAACUCCUCUAUCUGCUGAUCAAAUGGUGGAGUUUGCUUGGGGAGUUGCUAAUAGCAAUCAGUAUUUCUUGUGGAUAAUCAGGCCUGAUAUGAUGAGCAGCAAAGGAACAAUUUUGCCAGAAGGGUUCUUGGAGACGACUAAAGGGAGAGGGAUUAUAGUGGAGUGGUGUUCACAGGAACAAGUUUUAGCCCACAAUGCUAUCGGUGGAUUCUUGACACAUUGUGGAUGGAAUUCAACCAUCGAGACGAUAUCGGAAGGCGUCCCAAUGAUAUGUUGGCCGUUUUUUGCUGAACAGCAAACAAAUUGUCGAUAUGCGUGCGCAAAAUGGGAUAUCGGGAUUGAGAUUGAAGGUGAUGUUACAAGAGAGAAAGUUGAGGAAUUGGUUAGGGUUAUGAUGGAGGGGGAAAAGGGGAAGGAAAUGAGGAAAAAGGCAUUGGAUUGGAAAAACAAGGCUCAAUUGGCUGCUAAGCCUAAUAGCUCUUCUUACAACAACUUGGAAAAGUUAAUCACUGAUACUCUACUAAAAAAUUAA
Fraxinus pennsylvanica is the source of this 1422-nucleotide messenger RNA. The record is from the annotation of a GenBank genome assembly. Lineage: Eukaryota; Viridiplantae; Streptophyta; Magnoliopsida; Lamiales; Oleaceae.